AAAAUUCAGAAAAUUCAACGUGACGUGGCCAGAAAUGCGUCGCAUGUAAAUAUGCUCUCUCCCUGGUUCUCUCUCUCUCUCUCUCUCUCUGUAUACACCGAGAGGGAGACAUACACAGUCACACACACGCAAACAUAUGUACACAUAUGCAGAGAAAACCUUGGGGUUUAUGUAAUCUUGAGAUUUAGUUAGAAUGAGGACUUCAAUGGCAGAUUUGUGGGGAAAAUGGCCAAGAAAAACAGCAGAAUUUCUUAUUUCUGUAAUAAACCAAUUAGUUUUCAUAGUUUUUGAUUUCUUGGAUGUCGUAAUGUGCAUUUUCUUCAGCUAUGUUGAUAAAUUUUUGGAGGGUAAGCCAACCGAAUGUUACUGUCGAAGUCAAAAUGGAAUAAGUGAUUGUGAAGAGAAAAACACUGGGAUUUCGGAUACUCUGUUAGGGAGGAAAAACAUUUUUAGGGAAAUGGGGUUCUCUCGAAUUACGCCUUCCAGAUCGGGUCAGAGACAGAGUUCCAAAAAAACUGGAAGUGGUGAUAUGGGUAAGACUAGGUGGUCUGAUUGUGGUUGUGCAUCCUGUGUUUCUUGGAUGAAAAACGGAGAUGAUGCGAAGCUUCACGUUGUUGUUAAGGAACCAAUACCAUCAGAAGGUGAAGGAAAUGGUGAAAACGUGAUAUUUCUACAUGGGUUUCUUUCGUCUUCUUUUCUUUGGACAGAAUCGGUGUUUCCUGAGUUAAAUGGUAGCAAAUACAAACUGUUUGCUGUAGAUCUUUUGGGAUUUGGAAAUAGCCCAAAGCCAAGGGAAUGUCGCUACACUCUGAAUGAUCAUAUGGAAAGGAUCGAAAAGUCAGUCAUCCAUGAAUUCAACUUGACUUCAUUCCAUUUGGUUGCACACUCCAUGGGUUGCAUAAUUGCUUUAGCAUUAGCAGCAAAGCAUCCAAACAAUCUCAAAUCCAUCACUCUAAUUGCUCCACCUUGCUUUUUGUCGAGUGGAGAAGAGGAAGCUACUCAAAUAGCACUAAAAAAACUGGCGUACAAACGUUUAUGGCCACCAUUAUCGUUUGGUGCCUCAUUCAUGACAUGGUACGAGCAUUUAGGCAGAUGUGUAUGUUUUUUCGUGUGUAGGUACCACACAACAUGGGAAAAGAUUUUGAAGUUUAUCACUCGCCAAAGGAAGUUGAAUUUUUUAGUGAGGGACUUGACGAGGCACACGCACCAUUCGGCUUGGCACACGAUGCAUAAUGUGAUAUGCGGUGGAGCCAAGAUGAUGGACCCGUGCCUUGAAACCUUGAGAGUGGCUCGAGCCAGGGUGAGCGUGGUUCAGGGAUCAAGAGACCUGGUGGUGCCAGUGGAAUGCAGCAAUAAUGUCAAAGUUAAGGUUCCUGAUGCAGAGGUCAAGAUCAUAAAUGGUGUUGGUCAUACAGCAGUCAUAAUUGGAAGAGAAAAAGAGUUUGCUAAAGAUUUGCAACUUAUAUGGGAUUCUGUUACUAAUACAAAGGAUUUAGUUGCAUACCAAAAACGCACCAAGUUAAAGCCGAGCCUAUAG
Lactuca virosa is the source of this 1537-nucleotide messenger RNA. The record is from the annotation of a GenBank genome assembly. NCBI's taxonomy places the organism in Eukaryota, Viridiplantae, Streptophyta, Magnoliopsida, Asterales, Asteraceae.